Messenger RNA from Schistosoma margrebowiei, 2189 nucleotides. The record is from the annotation of a GenBank genome assembly. NCBI's taxonomy places the organism in Eukaryota, Metazoa, Platyhelminthes, Trematoda, Strigeidida, Schistosomatidae.
AAUAUAUGAGAUGCCUUUUUCGUCCUAGUAGGAAACUUCUUAAAAGUUGAAUUUAAGACCAGUUAAGUUGAGUGUUUUUGGUGAUUAUUUAACUUUUUCGACUGGAUAACUUAAUCGAAUAAAUUUCUGUAUCAUUCUGAAUAAGAUUGUUAGUGCCUAUUUCAAAUUUUAAACUGUCGAUAUAAAAUACAGUUUAGGCUUUCCCACAUAUGGUUUAGCAAUAUUUAAUUCAUAUCAACACGUUUACAGGAUAUAAGGUCAUGUUCACAAAAUCUAACUAUAGGUGCCCUAAUUGAUAAUGAGUUAGAUUUAUCUCAUCCGCUAGCAAAACUGUUCUCUAAUUGGAUAGCUUUACACCUUAUUGUAAUUGGUUAAAAGUGAUAGCACUAAUACACGUAAAACUAAUUAAAAAUUCAACAUCUCACCCUCUUGCACCAAUCACAUGUAUCCGUUUUUUUCUAUAUUACUGGUUUUACUUCCUGAAAUGGUCCAUAAAAUUUUCGCUGAAACACUUUUCUAUAAGCUUCACGUAUGAUAUUUCGUUUAUUCAGAGAGCAGAAAAAUGGUUGCUCAGGAAUUCAUUGACUUGUUCAAUUCAAUAUCGUUAGCACAGCGUUCUACUGUUGAAGAUUUUGCUGAUCGAUUAAACUUAUUCACUGUGAUUUUACUGCUUAUCACUUGUAUUAUUGUUUCAACAAAACAAUAUUUAUUAAAUUCGAUUUCAUGCUAUAUACCAGUGAAACCAGCUGGAGAAAAUUUCAAUGAUUAUCUUGCAAAUUAUUGUUGGGUACAUGGAACAAUUCCAUUGGCUGAUGAUGAAAGAAUGCCAACUACAGAAGCUCAAUGGGAAGAAUAUGAUUCAACACGAAGAAUCACUUAUUAUCAGUGGGUACCGUUUGUACUUGGCCUACAGUGCAUAUUAUUUUAUAUUCCACAUAUUGCUUGGCAAGCUGCUUGUGCUUGUCGUUCUGGCGGUGAUAUGUUUUCGUUAGUAAAAUCAGCGGCAGAUGCUGCCAUACUAUCUCGAGAUGAUCGUCAGAAAGCAGUAGCUCGUGUAGCGGAAUUCAUCGAGGAUAUGAUUGGAAUGCACAAAGAAUGUCGGAAAGGUAAACGUGCUAAACUGACUAAAACAGCUGCUCAAUUUGGUGGGAUAUUUGUAGCUAGUAAAAGACUCGGUACACACUUGAUAUUUUCUUAUUUAUGCGUAAAAAUUGUAACAAUUAUUAAUGCUGCAUUACAACUAUUUUUAAUUCAACGGUUUUUGGGCUUUUAUUCAAAUGGCAGUGCAAGUCGACGUAGCUUACAAUUAGGCAAAGUGACUGAUUUUAAAUCAUUAAAUGAUUUAUCCUAUUCAGAAAAUGAAAAUGUUGAAGGUUAUGGAUUUGGUUUAACUGUUGUUAAUCAUAUACGUUCUGGACGUGAUUGGCCUGAAACUAUGCUAUUUCCACGUGUAGCAUAUUGUCGUGUACCGGGUAUAAGAUUAGUUGGUGUAAAAAAUUCAUAUACUGCACAAUGUGCAUUACCUAUAAAUAUGUUAAAUGAAAAAAUUUAUAUAUUUUUCUGGUUUUGGAUUGUAUUCUUACUUAUCAUAUGUAUUUUUAGUUUAUUAUUAUGGUUAACACGUAUGAUUUUAGCAUCAAAACGUAAAAAUUUCAUUAAACGUUAUCUUAGAUUAAAAGGUAUUCAUUCAUUAAAAGGUGAUGAAUUAAAACAAAAUGAUUUAAAUGAAUUUAUUGAUAAAUAUUUACGUGCUGAUGGUGUAUUCAUUAUUCGUAUGUUAACUAUUAAUUCAGGUGAUAUUAUUACAGGAGAAAUUGUUACUGAAUUAUAUAAUAACUUUAUUAAUCAUUAUCAUAAUACACAUUCAAUUGAUAAAGAACAAGAUUUAAUGAAACCGGAAAAAAUUGGUUUCACCAAUCUUGUUUAAAAUUAUAUUUGUUAAAUUUUUCUUUUAAUCUAUGUGAAUAUGAUAUAUCAAGUUAGUUUACUGAAAGAAAAAAAUAAUAAAGAAUAUGUCGAAUAAACAGCAACAACAACAACAAUGAAAAAUAAUGUUCAUUAUUUGUGAUUUACACCGACGACAACAACAACAACAACAAUAAGAACAUUCAUAUUUUGAUCAACCUUUUCACUUGUUUCUCUUUUUUUUUCUUUCUUCUUACUGAGGACAAGAUAUAGAUUAUUUUCUG